Chanos chanos (milkfish) is the source of this 1589-nucleotide messenger RNA. It is a transcript of the gene gtf2b, whose product is annotated as general transcription factor IIB. Gene Ontology annotation, biological process: RNA polymerase II core complex assembly; transcription initiation at RNA polymerase II promoter; protein acetylation. The record is from RefSeq and is a predicted model, not a curated record. Gene Ontology annotation, cellular component: nucleus; transcription preinitiation complex. The transcript is spliced from 7 exons. Gene Ontology annotation, molecular function: TBP-class protein binding; RNA polymerase II core promoter sequence-specific DNA binding; RNA polymerase II general transcription initiation factor activity. Lineage: Eukaryota; Metazoa; Chordata; Actinopteri; Gonorynchiformes; Chanidae. Bases 32 to 982 code for a protein of 316 amino acids.
GUCACUGCCAGUUAACGGAGAGUAGAACAGUAUGGCGUCGACGAGCCGUGGAGAUGCACUUCCCAAAGUGCAAUGCCCCAACCAUCCCGAUGCUUUGCUGGUGGAGGACUAUAGAGCAGGAGACAUGAUCUGCCCAGAGUGUGGGCUUGUAGUAGGUGACCGUGUGAUUGAUGUGGGAUCAGAGUGGAGAACAUUUACCAAUGAGAAAGCCACCAAAGACCCUUCCCGUGUCGGCGACGCCCAGAACCCCUUGUUGAAUGGAGGAGACCUCACAACAAUGAUCAGUAAGGGAACCGGCGCGGCGAGUUUUGAUGAAUUUGGAAAUUCCAAGUACCAGAACCGCAGAACCAUGAGCAGUUCUGAUCGAGCCAUGCUCAAUGCCUUUAAAGAGAUCAGCACCAUGGCCGACAGGAUCAACCUGCCCAGAAACAUCAUAGACCGCACAAACAACUUAUUUAAGCAAGUUUAUGAACAGAAAAGUCUGAAAGGAAGAAGUAAUGAUGCCAUAGCCUCAGCCUGCCUCUACAUAGCCUGCAGACAAGAGGGAGUCCCCAGAACAUUCAAAGAAAUCUGUGCCGUAUCCCGGAUCUCGAAAAAGGAGAUUGGUCGAUGUUUCAAACUGAUCCUGAAGGCUCUGGAGACGAGCGUGGACCUCAUCACCACGGGUGACUUCAUGUCUCGGUUCUGCUCCAACCUGGGUCUGCCCAAGCAGGUGCAGAUGGCUGCCACCCACAUUGCCAGGAAGGCUGUGGAGCUGGACCUGGUGCCAGGCAGGAGUCCCAUUUCAGUGGCAGCUGCUGCUAUUUACAUGGCCUCUCAAGCCUCAGCUGAGAAAAAGACACAGAAAGAAAUCGGCGAUAUCGCCGGCGUUGCAGACGUCACAAUCCGUCAGUCCUAUCGGCUCAUUUACCCCCGUGCCGCAGACCUGUUCCCUCUGGACUUCAAAUUCGACACGCCUGUGGACAAACUGCCCCAGCUGUGAAUACCUGCUUGUUUAGUGCUAAUCCAAUUUUUAGGCUGUUAUUUUUUAUUGGAUUUCUAAAGGUUUGCUUUUCCCCUGUUGUAAGAAAAGCUUUUUUGGACAGGCACAUGCAGGGAUUAAAAAAAAAAAAGAAAAAAAAGUACAGGUGAGACAUUCCAAGGUACAAUACAGACUGCAGGCUGUACCUAGUUUCUUUUUGUGUGUGUAUAUAUAUUGUAUAUAUGUCCAAGUGCAAAAUCUAAUUGGUGGUUGCAGUUAGGCAGAUUUCAUACUGUAAACAUUUUCUUUUGUAGGAAAUGAGUGAAUUCUAUUUUGUUAGCUUUGUUUGCAUUAUUAUAUUAAGUAAUUUAACAAUAAUAAAUGCUUUUCAGAAAAGCAUGUGUCUUGCAUUGGGGGAAAAAAAAAAUUAGUGCAUUAGUGGUUUAAGAAGAAAAAAUGUUUACAAAUUUCAAAUGUUGGCAUGAGGGGAUGUUGUGUACCUCAUGAAUGGAGUUCGACAGACUUCUAUUUCCUUUGGAUUUGAUGAAGGGUGGGAGGGGCCUGCUGUUUGAGUGUGUUUGUUUCCUGUCUAUUCAAUUCAUUUGUUAUAAAACCUUUCAUUAAACAA